CUGACUGGCUCCAUCAGACGCACAGAUGAUGGAGCUCUCCGCGCUGCCGGGUUAUCCUGUUGCCACCAUUUCACACGCUCCCAUCCUGACACAUGUACUCCUACAAAUGCCGUGAUCAUUUUACAUGAAUUUUUUUUGGGGGGGGUGCCUAGAUGUUUUUGUUUCCUUGUCCUUCCUUCGCUUGUUCGACUUGGUGAGUUUGCAGACAUUUUAUGUGAAACGCGGACUGGUCGCAUCGGGAUUGUCUUUGUUUUUCCUGGAAAAGCGAACAAGAGUGGACUGAUGCUGCGUCGCUGGUAAACACCAGAAAUGGGUGGCAUCGAACCAGAGGUGGCAAUCCCGGUUCGUUCUUGGACCAGAUUUUGUGCGUUUUCUCCCGAUAAAACACCAAGCGAGCCAAAGCCUGACAUUCACAAGGUGCUCAACUGAACAGGCUCCCAGUCAAGGAAACAAAUGGUACAAUCAAUACCUAUUGGACAGAGUCUGCCAUAGGGAGGAUAUCAAUAACAGGCUAAUACACUUGACACACACACACACAAACACACACAUACACAUAUAUACACCAUGGCGCUGGAGAACUCGAUCUUCCCUUGCCGCCCGGACUCCCUUUCCCUUCCCGUGGAGGAGAAGGGGGAAGGGGAAGAAGAAGUGGAGGUGGCCACCGAGGCCACCGCCUCCACGGGAGUCUUCAACCUAUCGGAGGAGCUGGGUCACGUCGUUACCACGGAGACAACGCCACCCCCUCCAACCUCGGCCAAGGUCAAUAGGUCAUUCCAGUCCAAAAUGGCCGAGAGGGAGGCCAACGCCAAUCAGCGCAGGAAGAAGACCCAGGGGACAGAGAAGGAGCGGGGCCGCUUCGGCUGGGCCCGGAGUCGGCGUAAGAGGCAGCGCUACGUGGAGAAGAACGGCCGCUGCAACGUGCAGCACGGCAACAUGCGGGAGACGUACCGCUACCUGACGGACAUCUUCACCACGCUGGUGGACCUCAACUGGCGCUGCUCGCUCUUCGUCUUCGUCAUGGCGUACGCCGUCACAUGGCUCUUCUUUGGGGCCAUCUGGUACCUCAUAGCCUACUGCAGGGGCGAUCUGGACCAUCUGGAGGACGAGACGUGGACGCCGUGUGUCAACAACGUCAACGGCUUCAUCUCAGCCUUCCUCUUCUCCAUUGAGACGGAGACCACCAUUGGCUACGGCCACCGUGUCAUCACUGACCAGUGUCCAGUGGGCACCAUGCUGCUGCUGCUGCAAGCCAUACUGGGAUCCAUGGUUAAUGCCUUCAUGGUCGGCUGCAUGUUUGUGAAGAUCUCACAGCCCAACAAGCGAGCUGAGACGCUGGUGUUCUCCAAACACGCCGUCAUCUCUCUGAGAGACGACAAGCUCUGUCUGAUGUUCAGGGUGGGCGACCUGCGCAGCUCCCACAUCGUAGGAGCCAACAUGAGGGCCAAGCUCAUUAAGUCCAAACAGACCCAGGAGGGUGAGUUCAUCCCUCUGGACCAGACAGACAUCAGCGUGGGCUUUGAGACGGGCGAUGACCGUCUCUUCCUGGUCUCUCCGCUUGUCAUCUCCCAUGAGAUAGACGCCCGCUCGCCCUUCUGGGACAUGUCACAGACCCAGUUGGAGAAGGAGGAUUUCGAGAUUGUGGUCAUCCUGGAGGGAAUGGUGGAGGCCACUGGGAUGACGUGCCAGGCGAGGAGCUCCUACCUCGCAGAGGAGGUGCUGUGGGGUCACAGGUUCAGUCCCAUGAUGUCACUGGCCGAGGGCUUCUUUGACGUUGACUACGGGGCUUUCCAUCACACCUUUGAGGUGGACACGCCCUCCUGCUCAGCACGAGAGCUCUCAUUGGCUACAGCGAGACUCGAGGCUCACCUGUACUGGUCGAUCUCCAGCAGGCUGGACGAGGAGCCCACCCUAGAUAACCCGACAGGAAAGCAGCCGGACAGGGGCUCAGCCAACGGCAAAGGAGGGGCGCCAACCUUCAUCGUCGGAGAGAUGACCGACAUCCAGGAGCAAUCGGGGCUGGGCGAGCUGAACGGCAGCGUCACCACCGACCAAUCAGAAUCCGAGGCCUAGAUCAGAGAAUGUUUACAAAGACGAGGACCUACAGUAUAUCAUCACCAUAUGAUAGUGUGUUUUGAAAUCUUUUCUUUGCGGGGGAAAUGAGUGGUUCAAUUAGGCUCACUUCUACGUAUGCCAUAUCUUAUGUUACCACAUGACGGCAUUUAUUUCUUGGUAUUUUGUCUUUUUAUUUCUCUGUUGAUCUUUACUAUAAGUGUGUGUGUGCUAUCUCUUCAUGUUUCGUUGUGUUAGCUCCAAUCACCCUUGCCUAUAUCUACAUUUAAAUGACUAUGCUUUGGAUGGGGUUGACAACAGGAUAACCUGUGGACCAAGGCUGCAGGUUAAACAAAGAAUCUAUAAAGGUGGAAGGAACAAUAUGUCAUAACAUCAGUGUUACAAAUCUGCACUGGUGCCAGACUUUGAUGCCACUGAUACCGAAGUCAAUGGGACAGGCAAAUCCGUCCUGGAAAAUCCUACUAUAAACUACGACACCGCAGCCGUUUGCUCUCUGACUGAGAUUCAACUAUAUAACACAACACACAUUACAUAAUUCAGACUGGUGUUUUUUUUGUCUGUUGUGUGUAUUAGUUGUCCUUGUUACAGGUCUCAAAACAUCAGGCGUCUGUUCCACAGCUGCAUAAAGCCUAAAGUGAAUCCCUGUUCUUAGCCAUGCUAAUGUUAGCCACAUGCUAGUUUAAAAUGUACAAUCCCUUAUGUCAAAUAUGAGCUAGUUAGCACUAGACAUAUUUCUCAUAAUUCAAACACAUGGCUAGGGAACUAACCUGUCAAAAAAGACAUUAAUGGAGGGGUUGCAAAUCCAUUCAAAACAAUACACUGAUUUUUUUUUUGACACUGAGCACCAAGUAGGGCUACUCAGUGACGUAUUGUCCCUUCUUACUUUACACAUUCCUUGACGUUAAACAGGAACGAGUCAUUUGUCUUGAGAAUGUAAGCUACAUAAUAGAGGUGUACAUUGUUGGGCUAAAGGUUCUCUACAAGGUGGUUGUAUGUAUAGAGUCAAGUGUGUGGAUCGUUUACGUCUAGAUAGGUACCGUGCAUAGACGCUUUAUUUUCACCUGCGCAUGAAUAUCACUAGAUGAUAUUGAGGAAUAGACUGAAAUGGUAGUAACCUCAAAUUUCUUUAGAAACAAAGAUUGUUCAAAGAUUUAUUGUCCAUCCAGCAGGUAUAAACAGGGCAGGAAAUUAACAUCGGAACGCAUCCACUGGCACGUUUAUCUACGACACUAGACUCUUAGCCAUGUGGUGCUAGAAAACUGUUCCAAAAACUUAAUCGGCUGAUAAAAAAAGGGAAUGUGGCAGGGUGUGACUGCCGCUGUGGCCAGUGGACAAAAAUGUUAUUUUCCUGCCCUGGGUGUAAACAAUUUGUUAUUUUCUGGAGAUACGGAGUAUUAUGUUUGUUAAUGUUCUUAAUACUAAUGUGGAUUUGCUGACAUUCCUAACUGCACUCACACACUAUGGUGAAUAGGGUAUAAAAUCUAAAAAAAACCUUUAACAUAGAGACUGGUUUUACUCUCCUGAGUGUUUUUGUGGCGUUUUUUCCACGUAUGAUGUGUGUAGCACAAGGAAUAAUCUAUUUUUGUUUUCUGUCCCCUGCCGAGUAGAAAUUAAAAGCACAACAGUGUCCUGCUCAGUUCAGCCCAAUCUCUUGCUUCUGCUGCUGUGUACAUAUGUGAGCAUUUUUACUUGAUGUUUUUAAUAUUUAAUAUAACACAUCAACUAGAAUUAAUAAACUACAGUAUAUUCCA
Myripristis murdjan (pinecone soldierfish) is the source of this 3821-nucleotide messenger RNA. RefSeq names its product potassium inwardly rectifying channel subfamily J member 9 (gene kcnj9). Lineage: Eukaryota; Metazoa; Chordata; Actinopteri; Holocentriformes; Holocentridae. Gene Ontology annotation, biological process: potassium ion import across plasma membrane; regulation of monoatomic ion transmembrane transport. Gene Ontology annotation, cellular component: plasma membrane. The record is from RefSeq and is a predicted model, not a curated record. Bases 565 to 2070 code for a protein of 501 amino acids. The transcript has 8 exons. Gene Ontology annotation, molecular function: G-protein activated inward rectifier potassium channel activity.